GUCAUGCGAGAAAUAAUUCAUAUCCAAGCCGGACAAUGUGGAAAUCAAAUUGGCUCAAAAUUCUGGGAGGUGAUUGCAGACGAACAUGGUAUAGAUCCCAAUGGUUUAUAUAAGGGGGAUCUGGACCUUCAGCUCGAGCGUAUAGAUGUUUAUUUUAAUGAGGCCCAGGGGGCUCAUUACGUGCCCCGAGCAGUUUUGGUGGAUUUGGAGCCGGGUACAAUGGAUUCUAUACGAUCGGGACCUUAUGGAAAAGUAUUCCGGCCGGACAACUUUGUGUUCGGACAGAGUGGAGCUGGGAACAUCUGGGCUAAAGGACAUUACACAGAAGGUGCUGAGCUCGUGGAGGAGGUGGUGGACGUCAUCAGAAAGGAGGCCGAGAACUGCGACUGUCUCCAAGGCUUCCAGCUGACCCAUUCCCUUGGAGGUGGUACCGGAUCCGGAAUGGGCACUCUGAUCAUUUCCAAAGUCAGAGAAGAAUUUCCUGACCGGAUAAUGAGUACCUACUCCGUUAUGCCGUCGCCUAAGGUGUCAGAGGUAAUUGUAGAACCUUACAAUGCCGUCCUGUCUACGCACCAGCUGGUUGAGAACACCGACGAAACCUUCUGCAUCGACAACGAGGCUCUUUACGACAUCUGCUUUCGUACGCUCAAAUUAGCUACUCCUACAUACAGCGACUUGAACCAUCUCGUCUCAACUACGAUGUCCGGAGUCACCACCUGUCUCCGAUUCCCUGGUCAACUGAACGCUGAUCUCCGUAAAUUGGCUGUCAACAUGGUUCCGUUCCCCCGUCUCCAUUUCUUCGUGCCUGGAUUCGCACCUCUGACAUCAAUAAGGAGUAUGCAAUAUCGUAAUUUAUCUGUAGCAGAGCUGACCAAUCAAAUCUUCGAUCCUCGCAACAUGAUGGCAGCAUGCGACCCGCGUAACGGACGGUACCUAACCGUUGCGGCCUUCUUCCGAGGCCGUAUGUCUAUGAAAGAAGUUGAAGAACAAAUGCUCAACAUUCAAAACAAAAAUUCUGGUCACUUCGUAGAAUGGAUUCCUUGUAAUGUGAAGACAGCUGUUUGUGACGUUCCUCCAAGAGAACUCAAAAUGUCCGCCACUUUUGUUGGCAACACCACCGCAAUCCAGGAGAGCUUCAAGCGUGUGUCUGAACAGUUCACAACAAUGUUUCGACGUAAGGCGUUUUUGCACUGGUUCACAGGUGAAGGAAUGGACGAACUGGAGUUCACGGAAGCUGAGUCCAACAUGAACGACUUGGUAUCCGAGUACCAACAGUACCAGGAUGCCACAAUAGACGAAGAGAACGAAGCCCAGUUCGAAGAGGAAGAGGAAGGUGAACCCGACGAAUAG
Ylistrum balloti is the source of this 1350-nucleotide messenger RNA. Its product is annotated as tubulin beta chain-like. Gene Ontology annotation, cellular component: microtubule; cytoplasm. The transcript has 2 exons. The record is from RefSeq and is a predicted model, not a curated record. Gene Ontology annotation, biological process: mitotic cell cycle; microtubule cytoskeleton organization. Gene Ontology annotation, molecular function: GTP binding; structural constituent of cytoskeleton; GTPase activity. The coding region runs from base 4 to 1350 and encodes 448 amino acids. NCBI's taxonomy places the organism in Eukaryota, Metazoa, Mollusca, Bivalvia, Pectinida, Pectinidae.